Messenger RNA from Microcebus murinus (gray mouse lemur), 1140 nucleotides. It is a transcript of the gene GNRHR, whose product is annotated as gonadotropin releasing hormone receptor. Gene Ontology annotation, biological process: neuropeptide signaling pathway; cellular response to hormone stimulus. Gene Ontology annotation, molecular function: G protein-coupled peptide receptor activity; protein-hormone receptor activity; peptide binding. The record is from RefSeq and is a predicted model, not a curated record. Gene Ontology annotation, cellular component: plasma membrane. Lineage: Eukaryota; Metazoa; Chordata; Mammalia; Primates; Cheirogaleidae.
UCUCAAAGCUCUGUCUCAGGGGAAGCAUGGCGAAUAAUGCCUCUCCUGAGCAGGAUCAAGAUCACUGCUCCGCAGCCAACCACAGCGUCCCGCUGAUGCAGGGCAACCUCCCCACGCUGACCUUGUCUGGAAAGAUCCGAGUUAUGGUUACUUUCUUCCUUUUUCUGCUCUCCACAACCUUUAAUGCUUCUUUCCUGUUGAAACUUCAGAAGUGGACUCAGAAGAAAGAGAAAGGGAAAAAGCUCUCGAGAAUGAAGGUGCUUUUGAAACAUCUCACCCUAGCCAACCUGUUGGAGACUCUGAUAGUCAUGCCCCUGGACGGGAUGUGGAACAUCACAGUCCAGUGGUACGCUGGAGAGUUCCUCUGCAAAGCCCUCAGCUACCUGAAGCUUUUCUCCAUGUACGCCCCGGCCUUCAUGAUGGUGGUCAUCAGCCUGGACCGCUCCCUGGCCAUCACGAGGCCCCUAGCUGUGAAAAGCAACAGCAAGCUCGGACAGUCCAUGAUUGGCCUGGCCUGGAUCCUCAGCAGUGUCUUCGCUGGACCACAGUUAUACAUCUUUAGGAUGAUCCAUCUAGCAGACAGCACUGGACAGACAGAAGUUUUCUCUCAAUGUGUAACACUCUGCAGUUUUCCACAAUGGUGGCAUCAAGCCUUUUAUAACUUUUUCACCUUUGGCUUCCUCUUCAUCAUCCCUCUUCUCAUCAUGCUGAUCUGCAAUGCAAAAAUCAUCUUCACCCUGACACGAGUCCUUCAUCAGGACCCCCACAAACUACAAUUGAAUCAAUCCAAGAACAAUAUACCAAGAGCACGGCUGAGGACCCUAAAGAUGACAGUUGCUUUUGCCACUUCAUUUACUGUCUGCUGGACUCCCUAUUAUGUCCUAGGAAUUUGGUAUUGGUUUGAUCCUGAAAUGGUAAACAGGGUGUCAGAUCCAGUAAAUCACUUCUUCUUUCUCUUUGCUUUUUUAAACCCAUGCUUUGAUCCGCUUAUAUAUGGAUAUUUCUCUCUGUAAUUGAUAGGCUACACAAGAAGUCGAGUAAAGAAGGUCAGGUAAUGAAUUUCUCCAUUUGAGAAUGACAAACACAAAGCCUUCAGCUAUUUAUGGACAAAGCAAGAUUUAAGCUGAAGUUACAACUCUU